This is a messenger RNA of Leptosia nina, 1236 nucleotides long. The record is from the annotation of a GenBank genome assembly. NCBI's taxonomy places the organism in Eukaryota, Metazoa, Arthropoda, Insecta, Lepidoptera, Pieridae.
AUGACCGAAGACCAGAAACCGUUGUUGCUUUACAAAGAUGGCAAGGCGUCGUACGGUACAGAAAGCCCAGCGCGAGGCAGGCGGGUCAUUUUCUGUGUCCACGGCAACCCUUCGACCGGAUGCUGUGCGGUGAUCGAGACAAAUCCUGAUGGAGAUGAGAAUGGAAGAAAUGGCAGCAUCACGGAAGUUGAGAGACACUGUCACAGAAAAAGGAACGAAGAAAUAGACAAACGUGCGAGAAGAAAACUCAUUAUAGCCAGUGUACUGUGUGUCAUAUUUAUGAUAGGAGAAAUUGUAGGUGGUUACUUAUCAAACAGUCUGGCGAUAGCUACAGAUGCCGCGCAUUUGCUCACAGACUUCGCUAGUUUCAUGAUAUCACUUUUCUCGUUGUGGGUCGCCACCAGACCGGCGACAAGACGAAUGCCAUUCGGUUGGUACCGCGCAGAGGUGAUCGGUGCCCUAACCUCGGUAUUGCUCAUCUGGGUGGUCACAGGUAUCCUGGUGUACAUGGCGGUGCAGAGAGUCAUCUAUAAGGAGUUCGAAAUUGAUGCAACAGUCAUGUUAAUAACUUCAGCUGUUGGUGUCGCUGUAAAUCUUGUGAUGGGUUUGACCCUUCAUCAGCAUGGUCAUAGCCAUGGUGGUGGUGGCCACGGUCACUCUCAUGAUGGAGGAAAUCCCGUCUUAAAUAAUAAGAAGGAACGCGUCGAGUCCGACGCAGAGAGCAACUCGUCGCAUACGCACGAAACGCACGCGGAAAACAUCAACGUGCGCGCAGCUUUCAUUCACGUCGUGGGGGACUUCUUGCAGAGCUUUGGAGUCUUGGUGGCUGCCAUUGUCAUUUAUUUCAAGCCCGAUUGGAACUUGGUGGACCCGAUCUGUACGUUCCUGUUCUCGGUGCUGGUCCUCAUCACCACUUUUAACAUCAUCAAGGAUGCGCUACUCGUGCUCAUGGAAGGAUCGCCGAGGGGAGUCGACUUUCAGGAGGUCGCCAACACAUUCCUGUCUCUACCAGGCGUGGUUCGCGUGCAUAACUUGAGGAUGUGGGCGCUUUCAUUAGACAAAACUGCGCUUGCGGCGCAUUUAGCUAUACGCAGCGGAGUGAGCCCGCAGAAAAUUCUAGAACAGGCGACGCGAUUAGUUCACGAGAAGUACAAUUUCUUCGAGAUGACGCUGCAGAUUGAAGAGUUCAGUGAUGGCAUGGAGGACUGUAGCCAGUGCAAGAUGCCCCAAGCUUAA